Molecule: messenger RNA, 567 nt
Organism: Dipodomys ordii (Ord's kangaroo rat)
Lineage: Eukaryota; Metazoa; Chordata; Mammalia; Rodentia; Heteromyidae
Gene: Iqcj
Product: IQ motif containing J
Exons: 6
Coding region: 1-567 (188 amino acids)
Source: RefSeq, a predicted model, not a curated record
AUGGGCCACGUUCCCGUCAGCCGUGACGCGCGCACGUCCCGCACGUCCGCGUCAGCCGUGACGCCAGCACGUUCAGACACAUCCCAGUCAGCAGUGACGCAAUCUACACUGACGCGAACACGUUUCUGUGACGUCACGGGCACUGACGCAAGCACGUUUGGCCCUGUCGCAGUGGUGACAUGCCCGGCCGGCCUGUGUCUGGAGCACGCGGGCGGCCGAUCUUCAGAGAAGCCGGGUCAGACGUGCGGGGAAGAACUGAAAAGAUUACAGAACCCUUUAGAACAAGUGAAUGAUGGAAAAUAUUUGCUUGAAAAUCACCAGCUGGCCAUGGAUGUGGAGAACAAUAUUGAAAAAUAUCCCCUCAAUCUCCAGCCCUUGGAAUCAAAGGUGAAAAUCAUUCAGCGGGCAUGGAGAGAGCACCUGCAGAGACAAGAUGUGGUGGAGAAGAGGAGUCCGUCGCCACCGUCCAUCUCCUCGGACAAGCUCAGCAGCUCAGUCAGCAUGAACACCUUCUCCGAUAGCAGCACACCCGUGGCCAUGUGUGGGCCUCGUGUGGGCCUCAUGUAG